Molecule: messenger RNA, 1725 nt
Organism: Coprinopsis cinerea okayama7#130
Lineage: Eukaryota; Fungi; Basidiomycota; Agaricomycetes; Agaricales; Psathyrellaceae
Exons: 3
Coding region: 1-1725 (574 amino acids)
Source: RefSeq, a predicted model, not a curated record
AUGUUGACAAUCACCAAAACCCUCCUGCCUCACCUCCUAGCUCCCUUCCCAAAAACCAUCCAAACCGCAGCGGGAAAGGCUGUCUUCGAUCGCGCAUCCUUCGCGUAUGACAUGUUUACUGUUUUCUUCGAUGGCGAGAAGCGAUCCGGUGUGGUUGGGCGACUUGCGACGGCGCGCAGACUCGCGUUGGAGUACCUGGAACCAUUGCUCUCAUGGAAGCGUUUCGCAGUGCUGAAUAACGAAGGAUCAGUGGGCGACUUGCUCUCCUUCGUUCACCUGAUGCUCACGGAGGGAGACGAUCUCUCAAUGGCAGCCUUGUCUUCACCCUGCACUAUCGACUGCCUCAUCACGGCUGCGACGACGACCAACGACUACGAAGAGAAUCUAGAGACGUUGCCCUUCCCUGAGGGUCUCCUUUUGGUCUUGCACAAGUGCUUGGUGCACGAUGUAUCACGCGCCAUCUUCUUCGACAAGCUCUUCUCCCUUCGGCCAGCCGUGAUCCAAGUCUUCGUUUCCAAAGUCGUCAGCCUCCUCGACUACCUCUACACGAUGAUACGCAACGUCCCCCCGGGCACCCAACCCCCCGUCGACCUGAUGCACUUUGUCAACGACAUCAACGACAUCUUCGAAUACCUCUCCAUGGAUCGACGACUCGCACGAUACCUCCUGAAGGAGAACUACAUCGAAGGCUUUCUCGUCCUGGUGCUGUUCCAAUUCCCCAAGCUCAAAGAAUGGUCUGAAGACGACUACUUCGAGCCCUUCUUCCUGGAGAGCAUACUCAGCGUCUUCGUCUGGGCGAACCACCACCGCAGCGCUUCCAACAGCAUCGUCGCCGACCUCAUCGUCCGCCGACCGCUCAAAGCCGUCUUCGAUAUGCUCACCAAAAUUCGGAGAGCAGGUCAGGCGAAGACCAAGGCCGACGACGUCCUCAAUAGCGUUAUCGGGCAUCUGACCUCCAAACGCGCUCUAGCGUUUGCGACUGCGGAUACGAGAAACCAUCCGAUGGUCAAGAUGUCUACUCGGAACCACGCUGGAGUCGAGUCGUUUGGGGAUUUUGUUCAGGUUCUGAACCUCCAUAGGUUGUCCUUCCAAACUCCGUACCCGAAGAGACUUGUCCUUUGCCAGAACAUCGGGCACCUCGAUCGAGGUUUCCGCGCUCCCUCGCAAGGGGAGGGCGUUCGACAGUGCUCACGGUGCCGUUCUGUCGUAUACUGUAGUGAGGCAUGCCAAAAGCAAGACUGGGAGCGUCUUCACAAACGCGAAUGCAAGGCGAUGGCUCAAGCCGUCAGCGUCUUAAAACACGAACGCGCCUGGGUCCCAUGGCACAUCCGCCAGCGCAGCCUAUUCGUUUUCUCCGAGGUACAAAAGACACUCAACAGAUCCGAGGCACUCGCGCACAUGAAAUCGUUCGCUCGUCAGCGGGCAGGCGGGAUUCAAAACCUCAAGCGCGUCAUCAGUGGAGUCAGGGUCGAGCUGUGUCCCGUGAAUGAGCUCCAAACCGUAGACGAGUACCGGAAGAGCGGGCAGCACUUUCUGCCGCAGGCUGAGACGCGCUUCGAGAACCUCGUAGCGCACACUCAGACGCGAGAGAAUGUCUGGCUGUUUGAGGCGGAAUUUCCGUUUGGAGAUUGUAAAGUCCAUUAUCUCUGUCUGGUCGACGAAGAUUCGGGUGCUUCGUCCAAUUUUGGAGGGAGGCUUUUGAAUGGGAUGGUUCAGAUUGAGUGA